AGUUAUAUGUUUAUGUCAGUCAACUACUGAAGUUGGUAUCAAUAGUACAAAAAUAAAAAAAUGGUUCUUAAGUUCUUCGUUAUCGUUGCCUUAUUGGGUGCUGCAGCGGCGCACCACGCGUUCUCCUCCCAGCACGUGCACAAGUACGACGGUCACCACGAACCAGUGUACCAUCACGGACACGGACACGAACACCAUGACUACUACACUUACCCGAAGUACGACUUCGAGUACAAGGUGGAUGACCCGCACACCGGCGACCACAAGUCGCAGCACGAGUCCCGCGACGGCGACGUAGUGCACGGCUACUACUCGCUGCAGCAGCCCGAUGGCUCCCUCAGGGACGUGCACUAUCACAGCGACGACCACUCUGGGUUCCACGCGGACGUCAAGUACAGCACCCAUCACGUCGUGCCCCAGCAUCAACAUUAUUACUAGACUGAUACACUUAUCGCACAUUAAUUAUUAUCAUUUUAUAACCAAACAUACUGCUCAAAUAAAAGUGAUUUAUUGACAUAAAA
This is a messenger RNA of Manduca sexta (tobacco hornworm), 521 nucleotides long. RefSeq names its product cuticle protein 19. Gene Ontology annotation, cellular component: extracellular matrix. The transcript is spliced from 4 exons. Lineage: Eukaryota; Metazoa; Arthropoda; Insecta; Lepidoptera; Sphingidae. Bases 61 to 438 code for a protein of 125 amino acids. The record is from RefSeq and is a predicted model, not a curated record.